AUGUGGCGCGCAACUUGCUUCAUCUCCCAUCAGCGUGCUGGGAUGACACGACCAGUACACGCGCUGCGUCCUUGUUCUUGCACGAGCCUGCACCGACGAGGACCUCACGAAGCUCCGGGAAUCCUCACCCGAUGCUCUUCUUGCGGUGGCUACGGCCAUGCGAUCCUUACGUCCAGCCAUCUUGUCAGAGGACGCACAGAUCCUGACUGCAGCUACGCCUGGCCUGAAGGUGCGUCGCGGGCCAGAUUGGGAGUGGGGGGACCAGGAUGGGCAUGGCCUCGGGCACACCACCAGCAGUGA
Symbiodinium pilosum is the source of this 300-nucleotide messenger RNA. The record is from the annotation of a GenBank genome assembly. Lineage: Eukaryota; Dinophyceae; Suessiales; Symbiodiniaceae.